AGUCGUUCGAGCUGGUACGAGUUCGUUCGUUUUCCGCAGUGCUACCAAUACGAAAACCGGUCUUUCGAUCGCUCUUGUAUUGACGCCGCUGCUGCUCGCGCCGGGCCCAGGUGUGUUUUUGGUCGUGUCGGCUGUGCAGCCUCGGUUCACUUCGCCUUGCUGCACAAAACUAUCCGCUGUGAGCUGGUGGAGCAGGUUCGGACGGAUUGAACCCUUCUGCAAACCAUCGCUGCAAAACGAAGCUUUGUGAAUGGUGUGGGAGCAAAACGACGCUGCAGAUUUCGUGACUGGGGAGAAAAAAAAUCGUAUGUGCGUAUGUGAGUGAGGUGUUAGCAGGUGCUUGAUUUGCCGGUGCCGUGGUUUUUGGUGUGUUUGUGCUGAUCGGAAGCAGCCGCACGGAAAUGAGGGAAGAUUUUACGCAAACAGGAGCAGCAAAGCUUCCGGGCCCGGUUUGCAUAUGAAUGGUCGAUGAUUGCGAAGUGCAAAGUGGAAGAAGUUUGGAGUUGAGGGGGUCGUGUUGGAGCUGCUGUGUUGGUGUGUAGUGAUAGGUGCUUUACGUGUGAAAGGUGCUCAUCCCUGUUGAACGUAUUACAAUCAGCCGCCCCUCCCCCGUUGACGACCAGACGGGUCGAUAAGCAAUCUGACGGUUGAUACAAAUUGCUUCCCAAAAUGCGCCCUCACGUUGGACGCUGAAGUUGUUGCGGUGUUGGUGUGUAUGUGUUCGUUUGUUGUUUCAUCAGUGUGUGUGUGUGUUUAAAGUUGGACCUGACCCUCACGCGAAGCGGUUAAAACCGAAUAAAGGAUUUGCUUGCGGAGAGUAUUGAGCGCAGAAAAUCACCGCAGUUGGCUAUCAGUACCCGAGCAGGCAGGCAGCAUCAUGUGGCUGUACAGUUGGUUCGGGAUCCUGCUGGGUGGACUGCUAGACAUUACGGCCUUUUCUAUCAACACCGAUAACCAGAUUUACGAUCCACAAAUAGGAGAAAACUAUGAUAGUUGCACGGUAGGGAACGGGACGUACUACCACGGGGAAACGUUCAAGCUCGAUUGUCGAACACAGUGCGUUUGUCAGAACGGUCGCCAUGCUUGUUCGACGCUAUGUCCACAUGAAAAUCUACCACCACCCGUUGACACGUCCAUUUGCAUCGCUCCCAAGCUGGUGGAACUGCCCGAUCAUUGCUGCAGAGUGUGGCUGUGCGAGCAGCCUGCAACUGACGUGAAUGCGACCUGUUACAACUCGUCCACCACGCUGUGGUCACCGUGCUCGCAGAGCUGCGGUAUCGGGACGUCGACCAGGAACAUCACCACAACGCCCGGCUGCCAGAAGCUCAGCACGAUACGGCUGUGCGAGAACCAUCGGUGCAACCGCCCGGGCAAUAAUUACUACAUCGCCGGUGAGUACGCGACCGAGGGGCUGCCGGGCCGGGGUAACGCGGAUCGCGCGGAAGAUGGACCGACGGACAUGGAAGGUGACCGUUCCGGUGUCACCAGCCGCAAACAGCGACCGUACUACGAUGGCAACAGUGGUGGCUACAGCGCUCCCAACAGCGUUUCUUUGCUCAGCGAAAACGAACAUCGAAGACGUAGGAAGGGUCACGAGUGCCGAAGCAUUCAGCGGACGGCCUCCUCCCGGUUGCGGCUCGGUCCGUGCGUUUCGCGGAAGCUUUACCGACCAAAAUCCUGCAGCCUGUGUCAGGAUUCCAGCAUGUGCUGUGUGCCUUCAAUAACCACUACUAUUAAGGUUGAAUUACUGUGCCCUUUGAACUCGGGCGAUCCGUUCGACUUCAUCGAGCACGGGUACGACCUGUGGGACAGUGCGUCGAUCGAUCCGCUCGACCAGGAGAUGCUGCAGUCCCGCCAGAUCCACAUCGAGAACAAGUACGUCGACGUCCAGUGGGUGCUGAAGUGCGAAUGCGGUCCAAAGAGCAAAAACUGUCACCCCCGGAAGUCUGCGGGAUCAUCACCGGGUGGCCACUCGAGCAGAACAACCGACCACCACCAGCAGCAGCAGCACCAACAGCGACGAUUGGGCUCAUCUGACCCGCAACCAGCGAGCGCAGCGGGAUCCACAGCGGCCGAGCAGCAGCGCAACAGCACCGCAUAUCGCACGCUGCUGGGAAAGGCACGUCCGCACGGGGGGCAGGACGUGACCGGCGUGGAUCACGCCAUGGGUAGAGCCGAUCCACCCGUCGACAACACGGAUCCCGUCGACUACUACGAUGGCGGUCAGAGCGCUCGGAAGGGCCACAAACAUGCGGGCCACCAUCGUUCGUCGGUGCAUCGGCGUCUGGUGCAUCGUGGUCUGCAUCACCGACAGCAGCAGCAGCAGCAGCAGCAGCAACAACAAAACCGACAACCCGAUCCAUUCGGCAGCUGGAACGAUGCCAGCUCGGCUGUUGUGGAUGGUAGUGAGGAGCUGCUGAAGCGGGUUCAUCGAACAUAAUAAACUGCUGGCUCAAGACUCGCGCGUGUGUGCGUGUGAGAGUGUGUCCGGUGUACGGCAAUCGAUGCGCGGGGUUGAAAUUCAAUGCGGAAAUGCAAUUGGCGUACUUCCGCUUCCGGCUAGGCUGGGCUAAGGAUCGGUCCCUUGUGAUGCUGACUAAACACACAGACAUACACACACAUAAGCACACAUCACACAUAUGUGAAAGUUCUUCGAAAAUGCUGUCAUAUUGUACAUCGAUGCGUACAAAUAUCGCCUCAGACGGUGCAAGUUUUUUUUUCGGGGUUUCGGCUUUCGUUGCCAAGGGAUCUUUUUUUUUUGUCCUCCCGAUGGGCUUGGUUUGCUCUUUGCAAAACUAUUUCCCCCCUCACGGGUGAACAGAGCAUCAUGCGACAUGCAAGAGAAAGAAAAAAACACACACAUAUGCAAAGCUAUAUCCCUUACGGAAUGUAGACUCACCUGCAAAAGGGAAAGAAGAGGUGCGCUGCAGAUGCAAUCGAAUCGAAUUGCUGCUGCUUGUACAUAGUUUUUAAUGGAAUUCUCCAUAGUGAGUGAUGCAGCAGAAUGAGAUCGUAGCAAAAAAAAGGAAGAAAAAGCAAAUAAACAAACCCAUCCCUCCCGUCUUAGUAGCAGAGGCACGAGAAGGAAAAGGGUCAAGUUUGGGAGCGUUUCUGAUUCCUUAUUUGCUCGGGAGUAGAUCAGCUCUUUCUCCGGUUUUUUAUCCACCCCACAGCUUGAUGAUACUCUAGAUGGCAGAGCUUUUUUUUAAGUGUGUAUGCAUAGAAGAAAGCUUGCGCAAAACUUUAUUAAAUGCUGUUGCAGUGGAGCGGCAACUCGUGUAGUUAAUUUGUUCAAGCGUGACUUUAUUAUGUGAAUGCACACAAAUGAGAAAGAGAGUAGAAAAAUAAAUCUUAUACUAUUAUCCCGUGGAACCAAUUGUAGCGCGAAAUAGACAGUGAAUGGAUGGACGAUUUUUAUCGUGCAUGGUAAUGAACUACCCCGGUGCGGUAGUUGCAUCCGGAAGUGAAAAAGCAAGUGAUAAAACGUAAGUAAACGAGAGAACUAAAAAUAAAAGAAAACUCUCGAACAUACACAUCAAGCUACAUUGCAUCACUCGCAUCUAUUGCGACCGCGAAGGGUACAGAAAAAAAACCGGAUGGUGAUGGAAGCAAUGCUUGGAAAACCCGCAAGGAGAGUUGCAAACCUGAUCCGCAAAACCACCAUAUCCCCACAGAACCUCAGAGGCAAUGAGUGUCUAUGUACGUGUGUAGAAGAACAGAAGACAUAAGCAUCAACGUGACUAUUAUUAUCAUCAUCAUCAUCAUCAUCAUCAUACCACUGCUACCACUACACCUUAAUAGCUACAACUACUACUACUACUACUACUAUUACUACUCACCCUUCCCAAAACCACAGUUUCGUAUCAACGUGAAUGGUUUCAAACAAACUCUUGAUAGGUCUUUUACUGUGUGUCGUGCAGAAAAGGUGGAACAGGGAGAAAAGGAAACGAAACAUAAAUCCAUGCUUUAGUUCCCUUCUGCGGGCUAGCGCUUCUUCCGGCGAGGGAGUCGCUAGUUCGAGACGCUGCAGUCGUCACUGCAUACCAUUGCGGGUGGGUAAUGAGUGUAUGAGUAUGUAGGUUCUUGAGGAAGAUGUGUUUCCUUCUAUUUCUUUGUGGCUGCGUAGGUUCAAUGCUGCGUUCUUUGCGAUUGCCCUUCCAAACGAGUGCGGAGCGAGGUCAGUUCGCAAGAAAGAUGAAGGCAAAUCGGCAAAAGAAAAUUAGGUCACGCUGCAUGCUCGAAAGGGGGGGAAGGGGUAUUUUUUCCGCGAUGCAGCACACUCAACGAUGGUAGGAGUGCACACAGCCCACAGAUACAAUUCCACGGACCAAAGCAACUCACAAGUGAUUGAACUCAAUGCGUGGUGAGUUUGGUAUUAUAAAUAGGUACAGUAGAAAAGGAGGUGAAUGGAACAUAUUUUUUGCAUUAUUUAAAAAAAACUAAAGAUAACACACUUUUAAAAGCUUUUUUUCUAGAUCAUUGUACUUAGCUUUACUCAUAUGAAUGCGUAAUAAUUUCUAAAACAGGGUUUAAGGUAUGUUUUCCUUAGUAUCGUUUAAAAAGUAGUAUAUAGCCCUCAGCAUCGUCAAGUUUUCACCAUUUAUUUCCAAACUAUGAAGAGCGUAAUCUGUUGGGAAAUAAUUGUUUGCAAUCAUCUCCUUUUCGCUUAGUUACGAUUAAAUCCCUCUCGUUCGUUGCUACAUCAUUGCUGCGCCGUUUCAAUCGGCGUAUAAUGUGAAUGCAGAACAAGGUAUAAAACACACCUUAACCAAGAGGAAAGAAAGCUUUUUCGAUUUUACUGCACUUGAAAGGACUCAAACAGUGUAGCCGAGUGUAGUGUUAAAAACAAACAAACAAACAAAAAACUUAGUGAAAAUUAUACAUACUAUAUUCUCAACCCUCUUCUGGCGGGAUAUCUUAACCGUGUAUUGCGGUUAAUGAACAAGCUCUUAUCCAACACACUUUGACACAAGUACACCUAUACAAACACUCUCAGACGCAUGUAUGAGAAUUAUAUUCGGUGCAUAUACAGACAGACCCAAACAAACGCGUACUCACGAUUGUACAAGCCACUUCACAGAAUUAGUUAUUCUGCACACAAGAGCACAAGAAACUACAAACUACAAGAACAAGACGUCGCCAACACUUUCACUGAGCGAAAUAGUUAAACAGAGCGAAAGGAUUAAUUAUGUGUUUGUGUAAGCGUGUGUGUGUGUGUUUGUGAGCGAUAGAGAAGGAGCGAAACGAGUGAAACGAGUGAAAUAUCAUUGCACGAUACGUAUGUAAAUAUGAAAAUAGUACUAGACAAAACCCCCGCUCACCUUCGUACGAAUGUGAACGGCUAAACCUUCACUGCAUCCUUGGAGCGAUUAUUAGACGGGGAAGUGUUGUUGAGGGUGCUGUACAUGAAGUGCAUUGGAAGUCGAGGAAAAGGGCUAAUUUUCACAACCAAAUAUCAGUGGUAGACAAAGUGGCACAGUAGCACGCGUGGUAGCAUCGGUUUGAGAGUGGUUAAAAGCAAAGAAUAAACUUGUAUACUCAAGCAGUUUGCUAUCAAUUACCGAAAGGGCACUGAGGUGAGAGGUGAAGUGGUGAUGUGUGAAACAAAUGGUCAUGCAUUGCAAUGUAACCGACUCCAACGGGUAGGGUGAUAUGGAAUGGGAUAAGAAAAAUAAAAACGACAAAAUGAAUAGAUGA
Molecule: messenger RNA, 5697 nt
Organism: Anopheles arabiensis
Lineage: Eukaryota; Metazoa; Arthropoda; Insecta; Diptera; Culicidae
Gene: Ccn
Exons: 10
Coding region: 878-2440 (520 amino acids)
Biological process (GO): signal transduction; cell adhesion
Cellular component (GO): extracellular matrix
Molecular function (GO): integrin binding; heparin binding
Source: RefSeq, a predicted model, not a curated record